Messenger RNA from Aspergillus caelatus, 1773 nucleotides. RefSeq lists its product as uncharacterized. Lineage: Eukaryota; Fungi; Ascomycota; Eurotiomycetes; Eurotiales; Aspergillaceae. The transcript has a single exon. Bases 99 to 1649 code for a protein of 516 amino acids. The record is from RefSeq and is a predicted model, not a curated record.
GGAACACCUAUUAUUUGCGAAUCCUUUUACUGCGAUAUAUAUGAAAUUAAAUCAUUCCGGACAAAAUCAGGUGUUCCAAUUCCAAUUUAUGAAACAAUAUGCCAUCAGGACUCAGUGGACUGCGAUUUGGUCGACAGGAGCCAUCAACGCAUCAGCAUUCAUGGAAGAUAAGCCCAACCAUUUUGGCUCCCGCAAGCUCUAGGGAAGAGGAAGUACGGAUCCCAGACUCGGAAAUAUUUAGAGGAAUUUCCAUCCCUCCUGGUCACACACCCAGAGCUCUCGAUGCCUCAGACACAGGCAAAGUCGACCUUUUGUAUCCAUCAACUAAUCACUUAGCAAUGCACCUAUGUCUCAUUGAAUGUUUCUAUAAGCUAAGAAAUGAUGUUACAAACUCCAAGGAACUGGACGCCGUCAUCGGACCAACUGUGCCCCAUUUUGUCUCCGCAGAAAAUACUCAAAACUCCCAAACACACCCUACGGCUGCGGAUGCGGAUAUAGUCCGUACAAGCCAGAUAAAGAAAUGGGAACUAUUCGUAAAAGCAGCCGUUGGCCGUUUUAACGUUUGGUGGCAAAAUAUUGACAAGGUAAUACGACAUGCAAAAGCAUACAACACUAUCCCUGCCGCAGCGCAGCAGGACACUAGUACUCUCUCCAAAAACUAUCUUCCUCCAUUAGAUGUGCUGCUGGUGUGGUACAGCUACAUUCUCCAUCCUUCCUACUCUUCUGAUUGUGUGGAAUUUGGUAAACAAAAUGCAUUCAUGCUUUGUUUUCCUUGGCACGCCCUCUACGAAGUCAUUGAUCAGAAGACACUUGUCUACAACUUGCCAACUGCGGCAGCGAAUAUGUUUACGACCAUGUCGUCACAGGCUGUGGAUCUUAUUUCUUGUCUUUCAUCUCCACCUCCGUACACCGCGUCGAUAGGUGCCCAGUGCUCAAUUGACCUGGAAGACGCAGUCGCCAUGCAAGACAGCUUUGUUAAUGACACACAUCAGCUUCUCUGGCUCCGCUCGCCCGCAUGCUCGGGAUCAUUGACCCGCUGCAUGGAGAGAUAUAAGAGAUUUCUUCUUCUCGUACAUUUACAUCCAGACAGACGUGCUGGUUUGGUGCCAACAUGGGAUAUUGAGCUCGCGUUGAGAACCCAUCAACUUUAUGCAGACAAGUUUCACACGUUCGCCAGCCGGCCUUUUGGAAGAGAAUUGGAUUACGCCAAAGUUCCAAGACCCUUGGAGACCGAGAAAUCUACGGCAAAUACUACAACUGAGACCAAUACUGCUGAUUUAUGGAAAAGGCAGUUUGCAGAGCCAUAUACCUGUUGUCUCUGCUGGGCUUGCGAGUGUAUCAAGGAUGCCAGUGGUGGAAGUGAGGUGGAGGUAUCUACGAGCAACCUGUCCCAGAAGCAUAUAAAAGAAAUUCAGAAGGCGCUCCAGUUCUACGCGUCCGUUGAGAGAGCACGAGAGUCUGGAGACCGGCUCCCGACUUCUCCGCGUCAAGCCAAGAAGAAGGAUGACAAGUGGGAACUAGAUUGGGGUCACGGUUGGCGGGAAGUGGUUGUAAAAGGCAAAUUUGAUGAGCAUGGGAAUCCUGUUAAGAAGGUUGUGAGGGAGAAAGCGUACACUUCGCAUAUCAACUGGAUGAUGGGAGCAACAUAACGCGUAUGGUAUGAGAUACAAUCUAAUGAUUCAUGAUUUUUACUAUAAUAUACUGCACUUCCAGUUGUCCUCCAAUUGAAUGUAUCGCUUGCAUAUUAGAGUAAUAUUAUAUAUCAGAACUUUA